Ostreobium quekettii is the source of this 2382-nucleotide messenger RNA. NCBI's taxonomy places the organism in Eukaryota, Viridiplantae, Chlorophyta, Ulvophyceae, Bryopsidales, Ostreobiaceae. The record is from the annotation of a GenBank genome assembly.
AUGCCGGCGGGCGACAACGGGCGGUCGCUGGCGGACGUGAUCUCCAUCAUGGCGUCCACCUGCGCGGCGCCCGGCGACCGCGAGACGCUCAAGUACCGGCUGCUGGGAUCCCCGGGGGAGAUCGGGGACUGGGGGCACGAGUACGUGCGCAACUUGGCGGGGGAGAUAUCGUCCGAGCACCACGAGCGCCAGGCGGAGGGCAAGCCGGUGGAUGAUUUGCUGGGCCUCGCUGGGCAGAUCGUGCCCUACCACAUGACCCACAACGCCGAGCCCGAGGCGGUGGACCUGCUGAUCGAGGUGGACAGGCUGGAGCUGCUGAGCCAGUACGUGGACGCGGGCAACUGCCGGCGCACGUGCCUUUACCUCACCAGCUGCAGCUCCUACCUGCCGGAGCCGGACGACAUGGCGGUGCUGAGGACGGCGCAUGCCAUCUACCUGAAGAUGGGGCUGCAUCACGACGCGCUGAGGGUGGCGCUGUGGAUCAACGAGAAGGAGCUGAUCGACAGCACCUUCGCGGCCUGCAAGGACCCGCUCGAGAAGAAGCAGCUAGGAUACCUGCUCGCAAGGCAAGGCGUCGUCAUGGAUCUUGAGAACGGGAUCACCAUAGUCUCAGAGGAGGAGCUGCCAGCCAUGCAGGACAUCGUGAGCAACGCCCGGUUGAGCGAGCACUUUCUGGAGCUGGCGCGGGACCUGGACGUGAUGGAGCCCAAGGUCCCUGAGGAUGUGUACAAGAUGCACUUGGUGGAUGGCAGGGCGCCCUCGGGCCGUGCCAUGGACUCUGCCUACCAGAACCUUGCUAGCACGUUUGUGAACGCUUUUGUGAAUGCCGGAUUCGGCCAGGACAAGCUCAUAACUGCCCCAGCAGAUGGCGACGGCAAUCAGGUACAAUGGAUAUUCAAGAACAAGGACCAUGGCAAGACAAGUGCAGCAGCCAGUCUUGGCAUGAUUAUGAUGUGGGAUGUUGAGGGAGGCUUGACACACCUUGACAGGUACCUGUACACCACAGACCACCAUGUCAAGGCCGGGGCCCUUCUGGCCAUAGGCAUGGUUAACUGCGGGGUCCACAAUGAGCAUGACCCAGCCUAUGCGCUCAUCUUUGAGGAUGUAAACCAUGACGAACCCACAGUGCAGAUCGGCGCAAUAAUGGGCCUUGGGCUGGCAUAUGCUGGCACCUGCAAGGAAGAGAUCGAGGAACUGCUGGUGCCCCUGGUGAUGGACCCCAACAUCAGCAUAGAGUUGGCGGGUUUUGCUGCCGUUUCGCUGGGCCUUGUCUUCACAAGCACCUGCCAUCAGGAGUGCAUCGAGGCCAUCCUCCAGGCGCUCAUGACGCGCCCAGCCCAACAGCUGUCCACCCCCUUUGCCAAGAUGCUGUGCCUUGGCCUGGGCUUCCUGUUCUUGAGGAAGCAAGAGGUGGUGGAGGCAACCCUGGAGAUUGCCAAGACCCUUAAUGAAGUAAUUUCCAAGUACUGCCAGGUGGUGCUUGACACUAUGGCAUAUGCCGGGACAGGAAAUGUUCUCAAGGUGCAAGAGCUUCUUGCACUUUGUGGCGAGCACAUUGAGACGACCUCAAACUCUGGCUGGAAGGUUGCCCACCAGGGGCCUGCAGUCCUGGGCGUGGCCCUGCUUGCCAUGGCAGAGGACCUUGGUGGACGAAUGGCCCACAGGGCGCUAGAACACCUGCUGCAGUAUGCUGAGCCUUCUGUGCGGUCUGCCGUCCCCCUGGCGAUCGCCAUGCUCAAUGUGUCCAACCCCGACAUCUACCCCACAGAUAUCCUCAGCCGGUUGAGCCAUGACUCGGAUGGGGAGGUGGCCAAGUGCGCCAUCGUGGCCCUUGGGAUCAUCGGUGCUGGGACGAACAAUGCUCGCCUGGCAGGGAUACUCAGGAAUCUGUCAUCGUACUACUACAAGGACCAAAAGAUGUUGUUCCUGGUCCGGGUCGCGCAGGGGCUCGUGUACAUGGGCAAGGGUCUCAUUUCAGUCAGCCCCUAUCAUACAGACAGGCAGCUGCUCUCAGGUGUGUCCCUCGCUGGGCUGCUGUGUGUCCUGUACGCAUGCUUCGACAUCAAGGAGACCCUCACAGGCAAGCACCACUACAUCCUGUACUACUUGGUCACGGCCAUGAAGCCCAGGUACCUGAUGACCCUGGACGAGGCUGGCAAGAUGCUGCCUGUGCCAGCGCGGGUGGGCACUGCUGUCGAUGUUGUUGCACAGGCUGGCAGACCCAAGACGAUCACAGGCUUCCAGACACACACAACGCCAGUACUGUUGGCCGUGGGCGAGCGGGCUGAGUUAGCCACUGAAAAGUACAUACCCCUGUCGCCCAUCCUGGAGGGCUUGGUGAUUUUGAAAAGGAACCCAGAGUAUGUGGAGAGCAACGAGUGA